Molecule: messenger RNA, 987 nt
Organism: Musa acuminata subsp. malaccensis (wild Malaysian banana)
Lineage: Eukaryota; Viridiplantae; Streptophyta; Magnoliopsida; Zingiberales; Musaceae
Source: RefSeq, a predicted model, not a curated record
CCGAUUUCUGCUCUCCGCGCUCGACUUCGCACAUACAGUCGACCCGGUCGAGCGAGCCCAGUGUUCGUCUCCUUUGGGAUUCCCCUCCCGUAGAACUCGGGCGCCCGGCCUCGCCUCUCUCGCAGAUGGGCUGCUCCUCCUCUUUUCCAGAAAGACAUGCUGGAAGGUUGGGCAGUUUUAAUAAUAAAAACUUGAUGGCUACUGACUCAAAGUGCUUGCGUGUCAAGUUAGUACUGUUGGGUGAUUCUGGUGUUGGUAAAAGCUGCAUAGUCCUUCGGUUUGUUCGUGGCCAUUUUGAACCUACUUCAAAGGUAACUGUUGGUGCUUCCUUCUUAUCUCAAACAUUGGCCUUGCAAGACUCCACAUCGGUGAAGUUUGAAAUAUGGGAUACAGCAGGACAGGAGAGGUAUGCUUCACUGGCCCCUCUUUACUACCGAGGAGCAGCUGUUGCACUUGUGGUAUAUGACAUAACAAGUCUAGAAACAUUCAGAAAAGCACAGUACUGGGUUAAGCAGGAACUUCAGAAGCAUGCAAGUCCUGGUAUCAUCAUGGCUUUGGUUGGUAAUAAGGCCGAUCUGCAUGAGAGUAGGGCUAUAUCGUUCCAGGAUGCUAUGGAAUAUGCUGAGAAGAAUGGUAUGUUCUUCAUUGAGACAUCAGCAAAGACAGCUGACAAUAUCAAUCAACUCUUUGAGGUUUUGCUUGAAGCUUAAACUUGAAGCAUGUACAGUGAGCUGACCGAAUCAGGGGUGGUCUCCUGUGGUGGCUCUAAUCCCAAAGGAGCUAUACUGGGCCAAACCCAGCGAGAUCCAACAUCUCAGCAAUAUGCAUCUGCACAGUUAUUUGCUGUGAGCAACAUUCCUUGUUAUUUCAGGAGAUUGCAAGGAGGAUUCUUCGGACAUCUUCCUAACCAUUAUGUGGAUCCGACUCACAUGAGAUUAACUAUUGCUGUGUAAAAUCAUAGUAUAUUUGUUUCUAAUAUUGAUUAUA